Molecule: messenger RNA, 768 nt
Organism: Vitis vinifera (wine grape)
Lineage: Eukaryota; Viridiplantae; Streptophyta; Magnoliopsida; Vitales; Vitaceae
Exons: 1
Coding region: 1-768 (255 amino acids)
Source: RefSeq, a predicted model, not a curated record
AUGGCCUCGGAUAUGUUUUGGAAGUCCAGUUCUAAUAGUAUAAGCAGAUUCCAUAUGGCCAUCUGGGUUGUUAAGCAGGCUCUGUUAUCGUUAGGCAUCAUCUCCACUGUCCUUAUGUUGAAGCCAACAUCAAAAAUCUCAGACAUAUUCAACAUCUUAUGUUGCAGUUUUCCAAGCAUUUGGGUGUGGUUGAGAAGUUGGUUGUCUCCUCCAUAUGUAUACAUUACCAUCAAUGUCAUCCUCAUCCUCAUCAUUAUCCUAGUCUCUUCUUCUUCUUUGACAGAAAAAUCUGGGGCGGACUCAUCACCGGAGGCAUCAUGCGUAUUGGAUUCCGGGGAGGAGGAGAAGGAGAGCGGUGGAGAGAGUAUUGCCGGAGAGACGGCUGCAAAAUUGGAGAAACAUGCGGUAACAGCACUUAUUCAUGGGUGGGAGGAUCAAAAUGAGACCCUAGAUGCUACAUGGAAGGAGAUCAUGGAGGAAGAUGGGAAUCUUUCCAGACGGCAUCUUAGGAAGACCGACUCAUGGGAUGUGACACCUUGUGUUGAUGGAUGUAACUUGGCUCCAAGUGAGAUAAGGAAGACGAAUACUUUUGCGGAAGCUCUCUCAUCAUUGAGGGAGACUCCAUACAUAAGGAAGGAUGAAUUGCUAAGUCAUGACGAGUUGAACCAACAAGUGGAAUUGUUCAUUAGAAAGUGUAGGAAUGAUAUGCGAUUGGAGAGGCUAGAAUCAGACCAGCGGCUUAUGGACCUGCUUAAUCGAGGAAUGUAG